Molecule: messenger RNA, 1324 nt
Organism: Saprolegnia parasitica CBS 223.65
Lineage: Eukaryota; Oomycota; Saprolegniomycetes; Saprolegniales; Saprolegniaceae
Exons: 4
Coding region: 103-1290 (395 amino acids)
Molecular function (GO): protein binding
Source: RefSeq, a predicted model, not a curated record
UACGCGCUUGGGUUUGGCGCGCCGUGGAACGUCCAGGACGCGGUCCAGACGGUACUACCCACGACCGACGACCACGGCAUCCAGAUCGACGCGGUGCUCAACAUGGGCACGUGUCUCACGGUGCUCUUUGACGACGAUGGCACGGUCCGCGUGAGUCCGUGGGAGCUCGAGCCGGCGAGUGCCGAGGCGCGGCUGGCGCAGCUCGCGCUGGCGCCGCCGUACCGACUCUCGGUCGCGCUGGACUUUGUGCCGGCCGUGCCCGAGUCGACGCCCGACUACUACGUCACGGUGGCGAACCCGAUGGACCUCUCGCUGAUCCGGAGCCGUGUCGAGCACGGCUACUACCGGCAAGUGGACGCGCUCUUGGCGGACGUGCAGCUGAUUCUGGACAAUUGCGAAAAGUACAACGUCGAGACGAGUCCGAUCGCACAGAACGCGCGGUCGCUCGUCGCCGCGAUGGUGUCGGUUCUGCAGCCGCUGUUCCCACUGGAGGUCGCGGCGUGGCAAGCCGCCCACGUGGCAUUCUCGCGGGCCCACGAGCAGGCGGAGACGCUCGAGACCAAGCGCCCGCCCAAGCGCUCCAGUAGCGUCGACGGCGCGAGUCCGAAUCCAAAACGGCGCUGUACGGACGACGCCGUGAUCGUGCAAAAGCUGCGGCUCUCGGUGGCCCAGCGCCAGCAGUGGCUCCAGCGCCUCGCGAAAGGCUCGUUGGCGUCGCAUUUAAGCGUGCUCCACCGGGCGAUCCAGGCCGAAGACGCGGCCAACAUCUUUGCGUCGCCCGUCACGGACGACAUUGCGCCGGGGUACUCGGUCAUCAUUCCGCACCCGAUGGACUUUGGCACGAUGCAAGCAAAGCUGUCGCUGUACGGCUCGUUUGCGGCCUACUACGAAGACUUUAUGCUCGUGUGCGCGAAUGCCACCGUGUACAACGAAGCAGGGUCGUACGUGCACAGCGAAGCAGUGCGCAUGAAGGGGGCAUUGAGCCGCGUGAUUGGCACGAUCCUCAAGGGCAAAGCCAAGGCAGGUGGCGCGGGACAGAAGAAGCGCCGACCGCGCCGCGACUCGUUUGACAUGAACGAGAUGGAGAGUGACGAAGAGAGCUUUGCGUCGAGCGAAAACGACGACGACGACGACGACGACGAGCCGCCAAGCGACAGCAGCAGCAGCAGCAGUCAAGCGAGCAGCGACGAGGCGCCGGCGCGGCGGCGGCGCAAACCGGCGAAAUCGGUUUACAAGGACCGGUCCAGCUCGGGCUCGUCCGACGACGACGACGACGAUGAUGAUGUGUGAGCGAUGAGGUAUAAUAGAUGGUCUUUCAACUGCG